AUCUAACUUCAUACUCCUCGCUUUUUGACUCCUUUUUUCUUAAUUUCGUCUCUCUGUCGCCGCGAAUUGCGCGGUCCACCAAAAAGAUUUUUCCGUACUUAUAACUCUCGCCAAGACUCUCGCCUUCCCUCAUCGCUCCACGUCGUCUUCUUCUUCUUCUUCUCCUCCUCCUCCUCCGCCUUCGUCGGAGCCGCCGUCUUCUUCCUUAAAUCAACGAAACGAGAACCCUAGCUUACGCCCUGCAAAUGCAACUCCUGAAGAUCCUGAAGACGUCCAUCAAGCAUUCUCUCUCCCCCUCUCGCCUCAUCAACCUCAUCCUCAUCCCCUCCUCCCUCUACAUCCUCUACCUCCUCCUCUCUCUCCUCCUCAACAACCACCAUCCCCGACUCGAUUUGUAUUCCGGCGAUCCCGCCGCCUCGACCUCUCCUCCUCCUCCUCCUCCUCCGCUCUCUCUCGACCACCUCGUCUUCGGCAUCGCCUCCAACAAGAACUCCUUCCCCCGCCGCCGGCAUUACAUCGCACAAUGGUGGCGGCCCGGCCUCACCCGCGGCUUCGUCUUCCUCGAUGCUCCCGUCCCCUCUUCCUCCGGAGGCAACGACACCCGCCUCCUCCCCCUCCUCCCUCCCAUCCGCAUCUCCGAGGACACUUCCGGGUUCAGCUACACCAACCGCAACGGCCUCCGCUCCGCCAUCCGCGUGGCCCGCGUCGUGGUGGAGACGGUGGCGAUGAACUUGACGGACGUGAGGUGGUUCGUGUUCGGGGACGACGACACGGUGUUCUUCCCCGAUAACCUGGUGAAGACGUUGUCCAAGUACGACGACGGGCUGUGGUACUACGUCGGGAGCAACUCGGAGGUGUAUGAGCAGAACAGGGUGUUCUCGUUUGGGAUGGGUUUCGGAGGGGCCGGGUUCGCCAUCAGCCGUCCGCUCGCCAAGGUACUGGCCAAGGGGUUGGACGGUUGCAUGGAGCGGUACGCGCAAGCUUACGGCAGCGACUCGAGGGUCUACGCCUGCUUGACCGAGCUCGGUGUCGGGUUGACGCGCGAGCCCGGGUUUCAUCAGUUCGACGUCCGGGGCGACGCCUUCGGAUUACUCGCGGCUCACCCGCUCGCUCCGUUGUCAUCCCUCCACCACAUCGACCACACCGACCCGAUCUUCCCCAACAUGACCCGACCCGAAGCCAUGCAACACCUCUUCAGAGCCGCCCAAAUCGACUCCCAGCGGCUCCUCCAGCAGUCGGUCUGCUACGACACUUCGUCCUCGUGGACGGUCUCGGUCUCGUGGGGCUACGCGGUCCAGGUCUUCCCUCGCCACUUGCUUAUGACAGAGGCGGUUCGAGUGCGGGAGACGUUCAGUCAAUGGAAGAAGGGAAGCGUGCUCGCGAGGUCGUACGGGUUCAACACCAGGGAGGUCGAGCCCGACCCGUGUGAGCGACCCACCGUGUUCUUCAUGAGCGGCGUGGCUUCGAGGAAGGAUUGGAUCAAGAGCGCUUACAAGAAACACGACGAUGGCGACUGCUUGAGCGACAUGGCUUCGCCGAGGAAGAUCGAGGAAGUGAGGGUGUACUCUCGCAAGCUCGAUCUUGAUAUCAAACAGUUGCAGGCUCCGAGACGGCACUGCUGCGAUGUUUUGCCUUCCUCCAUUGGCAAAGUGAUGGAGAUUGCCAUCAGAGAGUGCGGCGAAGAAGAAUCGAUCUUCAUGCGUCAGUAGGGUAGCAUACGCCAUCCUUUUUCUUCAGCUAAUUUUACGAGCUGAUCGUUUCACUACAGUGUACAUAUUUUCCCUCAAUCCAUACUACAGCCAUACUGAAGAUUACU
Messenger RNA from Rhodamnia argentea, 1816 nucleotides. RefSeq lists its product as uncharacterized. The record is from RefSeq and is a predicted model, not a curated record. The transcript is spliced from 3 exons. Lineage: Eukaryota; Viridiplantae; Streptophyta; Magnoliopsida; Myrtales; Myrtaceae. The coding region runs from base 246 to 1709 and encodes 487 amino acids. Gene Ontology annotation, molecular function: acetylglucosaminyltransferase activity.